CUGCCUAUCGUGCACUCUCAUUGUCAGUCGGCUGCUGCAGGUCAAGUGUUAUGCUAGCCUCAACCCAUUUCACGAACCGUGGAAAACAUUUUAGUUUGAAAAAGCAUUUGCUUUUGUUUUCUAGACAGUUCAUUUCUAGUGGUGGUUGCAGCAAAUUCUCUGUGGUUGUUUGUUUGCACAAAUUGUCACCCAUCUUAUUUGUGCUUCCCUUUCAUCCUCUAUUGUGAGUUCAGGAGGAGAGAAGCUCUGCAGACUUCUCCAAAAUGUUGUACACUCUGGCCGGAGGAGGCACACUUUGCGGCGUGGCUGCGCUUGUGCUCCUGAUCGUAUCCACAGCGACCGAUUUCUGGAUGCAGUAUCGUUACUCGGGUAGCUCAGCCAACCAGGGCCUCUGGAGGUUUUGCAUCAAUCAUAAAUGUCAUGCUCACACCAUCACCGUAGCCUUCUGGGAUGCGACACGGGCCUUCAUGUUGCUGGCUGUCCUCAGCUGUUUCGCUGGCGUGGUGCUCGGCCUGAGUGCUUUCACCAAUGGUACCAAGAACAAGAGGGUUCGCAUGGGGGGCAUUGCCCUGGUCUUCUCAGGUUUUCUUGCUCUCUUGGCUCUCUCUAUCUACACGGGAGUGACAGUCACUUUCUUUGGGAAACGCUUCUUGGACUGGCGGUUUUCAUGGUCCUACAUCAUCGGCUGGGUGGCCAUCAUCUUGGCUUUUGCAGCAGGUGUAUUUCAACUCUGUGCUUACCAGCGAACAACUGCAGAACCUUCACCAUCAAAUGUUCCUGACAGUUGAACCACAG
This is a messenger RNA of Syngnathus typhle (broad-nosed pipefish), 795 nucleotides long. It is a transcript of the gene lim2.2, whose product is annotated as lens intrinsic membrane protein 2.2. Gene Ontology annotation, molecular function: structural constituent of eye lens. The transcript has 4 exons. Bases 264 to 788 code for a protein of 174 amino acids. The record is from RefSeq and is a predicted model, not a curated record. Gene Ontology annotation, cellular component: plasma membrane. NCBI's taxonomy places the organism in Eukaryota, Metazoa, Chordata, Actinopteri, Syngnathiformes, Syngnathidae.